GCAUAAAUUUAGAUUUUCCUAAAAGUGUUUGGAAAGGAAAAACAAAAAAUAGAAUCUUUUUUUCUCAAAACCGCAACAACAUUUCAAAUGCUUGAGAACAGCAAACUUUUCAACAAAAAAUAAUCAAACACGCUUUAUGCCGUGCUGGAGUAUCCUUCACAAAACGUCAUAAACAUCCUAAAACAUCAACAUGUCCUCACUGAAAUCUACAAAUCUAUGGAUCUUAAUGUUUCUAUUCUACAUCUUUGGCCGGUGCACGAAUUCCACACGUAUACGUGUCAGUCCGUCGACAAUGACGCGGAACAUCGAAGAGGAAAACGUUCAAUUUAUACUCGAAGGUCCUACUGUGUUAGCAGAGUCCCUACAAGGUACAUUAGGACGUCUGCCGUGUAAUGUGACGCCUCCCAUUGCUGAAGAUCGAGUUGCUCUGGUGAUUUGGUACAAAUUUGGGUUGAAGACGCCAAUUUAUAGUGUCGAUACGCGUGACUCAAACUUUUCCCAGGGUACACAUUGGUCAGACGCAUCAUAUCGCGACCGUUUGUCAUUUGCCGUUGAAGGACGUUCGGGCACACUUGCAAUUAGGAAUACACAUCAGGACGACACUGGCGAGUAUCGAUGUCGUGUUGACUUUCAGAAGAGUCCCACGCGAAAUUCUAAAGUCAACUUAACCGUCAUAAUACCACCUGAAUCUAUUAUAAUACUUGACAGUAAAGGAGCUACCAUAAAGGACUAUAAACUUGGGCCCUACAAUGAAGAUUCCACAAUAAAUAUCACUUGUGUGGCUGUUGGAGGACGUCCACAACCUCAAGUUACCUGGUGGCAUGAGAACACUUUGCUCGACAGCAAAUCACACGCAUUGUCAGAACGUCGUGUGGGGAAUAUUUUGUCGCUCGGUAAGCUACAACGGAAGAAUCUGCACAUGCAACUAACGUGCCAAGCGGACAACAACAAUCUGACAACGCCAAUUUCUAGCACAGUCACACUCGACAUGAACUUGCGUCCACUUAUUGUUAGACUUAAAGGUGAAAAUCAUCCUUUAUCAGCGGAUAACUCAUAUCAGUUGAGCUGUGUUGUCAUUGGUUCACGUCCAGCUCCCACAAUCACUUGGUGGAAAGGCAGUACGGCAAUGAAGAAUACGCAUGAAAUUGCAAAUCCGGAUGGAAAUAUGACAACGUCAAUAUUGACUUUUACACCCACCAUCGAUGAUCGCGGAAAAUUUCUUUCAUGUCGUGCGGAACAGAGCAUGAUACCUGAAUCUGGCAAGGAAGAUGGUUGGAAAUUGGAUAUUUAUCAUAUUCCGGUUGUGAGUUUGGAAUUGGGCACCAACUCUAUGAACUCAUCACUUCGAGAAGGCAUUGACGUCUUCUUCGAAUGCAACAUCAAGUCAAAUCCUUGGAUAUAUAAAGUCAGUUGGCGGCAUAAUGGUAACAAUUUGGAGAACAACAUCGCUGAAGGCAUCAUUGUGGCCAACCAAAGUCUUGUACUACAAAAUGCUAGCCGGGCACGUAGUGGGAUUUAUACAUGCAUUGGAAGCAAUCGGGAAGGUGACGGUGAGAGUAAUCCGGUGCAUUUGGACAUAAAAUUUGCACCACUCUGUCGCGCGGGCCAACGCACCACCUACAGUUCGGGACGUCAUGAAACCGUUAAGGUUGCCUGUGAAAUUGAAGCAAAUCCAACGGAAGCAAGUUACAUCUGGAAAUUCAAUGCGUCACUUGGCGAAACCAUUGACAUACCGGCAUCACUUAUAGCUGUCGACCGUGGACGUAGCAUAGCACACUACACGCCUAUGACGGAAAACGAUUAUGGAACUUUAUUGUGCUGGGCAAGCAAUGAAAUUGGUGACCAGAGCGAACCGUGCGUUUAUACAAUUACACCGGCAGGCGAACCGGAUCCUUUGGUUAACUGCACAUUACUCAAUCAAACAUCGACUGGUUUUCAAAUUGAAUGCAUUGAGGGUUUCGAUGGUGGCCUGAUGCAAGACUUUAUAAUGGAAGUUUACGUAAAUGGCACAACGCGUCAUCCCAAAAUUUACAAAUCAAAAACGCCAUACUUUGAAGUACGUGGUUUAGUGCCAGGCGUCGGAUACAAUGUCUUUUUGAUUGCACACAAUAGCAAAGGACGAAGCAAUGCCACAAUUUUGCAAGUCUACACACUCAAGGAUCCUGAAAAGCAAACAGACCAUUCACUCGCUUAUGCACCCGUCAUAGAGGAUAUCCGGCCAUUUUUGGGCAUAUUGGUUGGCAUAGUUGGCAGCAUUUUUCUUGUUGCGCUUAUAAUUGUGAUAAUUGUGCGUGUACGAGGCUCAUCUGGCCGUGAUCGCAAUAAUUACUCCCAGCAUUCUGGCGGCGGACGAAAUAACAAUGGUAGCGCCGGUAUGGGUACAUUACAAAAUGGUCAAUCAAUACAGGAUAUGCGCAACGGAAGAGAAACCUGUCAUGUUACCAGCAGUUUAGAUAGCAUUGAUAAAAAUCCAGAUAUCAUACCACAGGAUGGACGCGAUGAUGAUGAUGAAUGGACAACCAAAGGACAUAAUCGUGCUUACGCCACUGCCGCUUUAGCUGAACAAAAUGCUGUAAUUACUUCAACUACUUAUGACCAUAUUGUGCCAACUUAUGCUGUUGUCGACAAGAAAUCACAAAGUCAUUUGCAACUACUGCAGCAGCAACAGCAACAUCAUGGACAAUAUGUCCAAUAUAGCACACUGAUACCAGCUAGCAAAAUUGCAGCUUAUCCUGCUCAACAGCCACAGCCACAGAAUAAG
Molecule: messenger RNA, 2761 nt
Organism: Teleopsis dalmanni
Lineage: Eukaryota; Metazoa; Arthropoda; Insecta; Diptera; Diopsidae
Molecular function (GO): protein binding
Source: RefSeq, a predicted model, not a curated record